This is a messenger RNA of Plasmodium yoelii, 822 nucleotides long. RefSeq names its product PIR protein. The transcript is spliced from 3 exons. Bases 1 to 822 code for a protein of 273 amino acids. The record is from RefSeq and is a predicted model, not a curated record. NCBI's taxonomy places the organism in Eukaryota, Apicomplexa, Aconoidasida, Haemosporida, Plasmodiidae.
AUGUCUAAGGAAUUGUGUGAUAUAAUUAAUGGGGCUGAUAAUAAUUUUGUUGAUGAUCCGAACAAACCGAGAGAACAUGAUUCUAUGAGUUAUUAUAAUAUUUAUUGCCUUGAUAGUGAAUGUGAUACUUAUGACAAAAUAGUUAUUUCUACUUUUAUAACAUUACUAAAUCUAUUUGAUGGUAUUAGUGAUGAAGAUUUUGAGAGUGAUAAACUUGCUGAAUACGCUAUUUUAUGGUUAAGUCACAAAUUAAAUCAAAAAACAGAAAGUGAAAUCAUCACAUUAAACAAUUUUUAUACUUUCUAUAUAGGAGACAAUAGUCAAUAUAAGGAUAAUAUAUCUACUAUUAAAAAGAUUAAUAAGGAUAUUAUAGAAAAACAAAUAAGCUCGAUGGAUAUAGAUAUUAAAGAUAUAUCUAAUUUUUAUGAUGCAUUUAAAUCAUUAUGUAACAUGUAUAGUGAAUUUGAUCCAGCAAAAAGUACUGAAUGCAAGACAUGUUUAGAAAAUGCUGGAGAAUUGUUUGAAAAAUAUGAAAAACUUAAAAAUGCUUUAAAUAUUAAUAAAGGAAGUUCUUAUUAUAAACUAUUGUCUAGUUUAUCAAAUGAUUAUAAAAUUUUUGAAAAUAAAUAUAAUAAUAAAUGUAAUAAUGACUCACAAUUUGUAGCUUGUCCACGAAGUUCAGUAACAAAAAACAUAAUAAUUCCAAUUGCAAUUAUAUUUGUUGCAGCAUCAAUUUUAUUGGUAGUUUCUUAUAAGUAUUCGUUAUUUGGAUUUCGGAAACGAGCUCAAAAACAACAUUUAAGAGAAAAGCUAAAAAAAUAA